CUUAAAGCCUGGCCACCUACACUACCUGCGGAAGAACUGAAGCAGCUUAUUUCUUAUGCUGUUGACUGGACAACCUCGCAUGGUCUGGUUAUGCGUGCUCGCAAUGUGGAAGGUGCUUUGGCUGUUCAUGUUCCUUUUGCGCUAUUUCCUAGUCCAUAUCCAAAGGACUGCUAUGAUUUAGCAUGGCAGCUUCAACCACUUUUCAACGAACUUGUUGAUAAGAUUGCCAGAGAUGAACAGUUUAUUCAAACCGUUAUGGAGAGCAUUGCUGAUGUUGAUGACUUUACACAUCGUCUAUAUGUUCUGUACAAGGAGACUUGCAAUCUAUCGCCGAAUCAGAAGAUCUGGAUGGCUCUGAAUCGUUCUGAUUAUCUAUUGCAUCAACCCUCUGCUGAAGCAACUGUUUUGCUUCAGCAAGUCGAAUUGAAUACGAUUUCUUCCGCAUUUGCAGGUCUAUCAUCGCGAACAAGCGAUCUUCACCACUACCUCGCCAAUCGCACUGCUUUUUUCAGUGCAUCUUCCAAGAAUACUCCAGACAUCCAUGCGUCUGAUUUCCCCAAAAAUGAAUCUCUUUCUGGAUUUAUAGAUGCGCUAGCAAAGGCAUGGGAGGUGUACAACGUUCCAAGUGCGGCUAUUCUGAUGAUUGUUCAGCCAGACGAGCAUAAUAUAUAUGAUCAGCGGCUGAUCGAGUACGGUUUGUUUGAAAAACAUGGAAUACCAGUCAUUCGUUGCUCACUUGGUGAUGUUUUGGUGCAUGGAAAGCAUACUGGAACUGAUCGACGACUUAUCGUUGAUUCAAAAGAAAUUGCAGUUGUUUACUAUCGUGCUGGGUAUGGACCUGGAGACUACAUAUCGGAAAAGGAAUGGACUGCUCGCCAUAUGCUGGAAACGUCCAUGUCAAUUAAAUGUCCUCCCGUAGUAUAUCAGCUUGCAGGCACAAAGAAAAUGCAGCAAUACAUUGCUACAGCAGGCGUUUUGGAAAAGUUUGUUACAAAUCCAGAGCAUGUUGCUCUUUUACGCUCGUCUUUUACUGGUCUGUACCCACUAGAUGAGACUCCUACUGGUAUGAAUGCAUACGAACGAGCAUUGAAAGACUCAUCUAAUUAUGUCAUGAAACCUCAGCGAGAAGGAGGAGGAAAUAAUAUUUACAGUAGUCACAUUCGAGAGCAUAUGCUCAAAUUUUCACCUUCUGAGAGAAAGGCAUACAUUCUCAUGGAUCUCAUAAAACCACCCCCAUUCAAGAAUACUCUUGUACGUAAUGGUGUAGCCAUCAACGCAGAGGUUGUCAGCGAACUUGGGAUAUACGGCGCGUAUAUUAGCGAUGGUGUUCAGGUACACAUGAACCAGACACUAGGGCAUCUGUUACGCACAAAAAUGUCCAGCUCUGAUGAGGGCGGAGUGGCGGCUGGAUAUGCUGUAUUAGACAGCCCAUUUUUACAAUGAGUGUAGUACUGGUAGUGCGAACCUGCCUUGAUUAUUUUCAAGUUUAAUUCCACGCCUUGCAUGGCUUCAAACACUAUGCAUUGUGCUGGAAAGCUUUUCAAAUGAAGCCUUUAGCCCUACAAUUCCGUAAAUUGACAAAAUGAAAUCUUUUACUGUAAUGCC
This is a messenger RNA of Batrachochytrium dendrobatidis JAM81, 1605 nucleotides long. RefSeq names its product glutathione synthase. The coding region runs from base 91 to 1443 and encodes 450 amino acids. The transcript has 7 exons. Gene Ontology annotation, cellular component: cytosol. The record is from RefSeq and is a predicted model, not a curated record. Gene Ontology annotation, biological process: glutathione biosynthetic process. NCBI's taxonomy places the organism in Eukaryota, Fungi, Chytridiomycota, Chytridiomycetes, Rhizophydiales. Gene Ontology annotation, molecular function: glutathione binding; glutathione synthase activity; ATP binding.